Aspergillus niger is the source of this 771-nucleotide messenger RNA. RefSeq lists its product as uncharacterized. The record is from RefSeq and is a predicted model, not a curated record. The transcript has 2 exons. Gene Ontology annotation, molecular function: acyltransferase activity, transferring groups other than amino-acyl groups. NCBI's taxonomy places the organism in Eukaryota, Fungi, Ascomycota, Eurotiomycetes, Eurotiales, Aspergillaceae. The coding region runs from base 1 to 771 and encodes 256 amino acids.
AUGCUCCAACAACUCCCCUGUACCCCCUCCGACACCCACGCCCUCGCAACCCUCUACCUCCAGUGCUUCGACCAACCCGUGGACCAGCGACUCUGGCCCAACACCCCCGAGAUCCACGCCUGGUGGGUAGCCAGCUUCACCCGGAAACUGACGGAGGGGGUGGAUAAAUACCAAAUCCUGAAAGUCAUCGAUACAGAGAAAGACCAUGAGCUGGUCGGGUUUCUGGAGUGGAAGCUGCCUGCUCCUAUACAGCAAGAUCCUGCCGUGAGCGACACUGAAAAAGAGGAGCAUGCCGAUGGAGAAGACCCCGAGACUCAAGAACUCCUCGCUACGUACCCAUCUCACGUGGGCGAUCUGGAGCUCCUGAAGGUAACGCUGGAGCAUUUCAAGACUAACGUGGGGGCUAUCAUGGGGGAGAGGAGGUUUUAUUAUCUCAACAUGCUCGGCACUAAGCCCGAGUACCGACGACGGGGCGUCGCAUCGCAGAUGAUCAAGUGGGGAACAACCCGCGCGGAUGAAGAAGGUAUCGAGACAUUCGUGGUUUCUGCGCCUGGGGCGAGGCCCGUGUAUUUGAAGCAUGGGUUUGAGCUUGCGAGAGAGGGAGAGGAUAUGGGGGAUUUUGUGCCGUGGUAUAUGGUUCGGAAGCCCAAAGUUGAGGCUAAGGAGGCAAAGAAGAAAGAGAGUGGGUAUGCGAAGUGGUUGUUGGGGGUGUCUGCUGUGCUUGGGGUUGCGGCUAUUGUUUACCAGAGGGUGCACAGAAGGGAUCUGUAG